GGUGAGACUUUAACGGAGACGCGCGGAAGUUGCGCAGAAAUGCGCAAUACGCAAAGGACGAGUGGAUCGAGGUUAUGUUGUUAAAUAAAAUAGCCUGUAUCAAAUAAAAUAUUUCAAAUUUCAUCUCCAAAUGAAACACUGGCUUGGCUGGGGCGCGUCAUGCUCGAUCAUCUCUGCUUCUUGCUGUUCAGAAGCGCGCAGCUCUGAGGUGGAGGAGGAGUUUGAUGAAGUCACUCAGCAUCUUUUCUUGCAAUUACCCGAACAAUUCACACCAGUUCCUAACAGCAGCAGCCACAUCCUGCUGCUCAGGAAGGUGUGCGGUGCUGAGUGAACCAGUGGCCGCUUCGAGGGUCAAAAACCAUGAACUGGAAGCGCAGCGAGUUCCUGAACCUGGAUCCACGAGAGGAGCUGCUUGGAUAACAGGCUGGAGCACUUGAGUUGUUUUUCCUCAUGGACAAACGCGCCGUCUCUCCUCACUGCUGCCUGCGAUUAUUGGACUUUUUACUCAACAAAAGAGGAAUAAAUGACAUUUCAUUAAGAAGUUCAGCCUGAACUCUUAGUUAUCACAGAUGUCAGAGAUGGAUCUGGCCAACGGCUCCCUGUAUCACCCUUCCAUUCUCCACUGGGACUUCAGCCCUCCGAGUGAUUUCAUGGAUGAUAAUGAGACGAACUCCACAGCCGGAGAGGGAAACCUGCUGGGCUGCGUUCAGCUCCGCAUCCCUCAGGAGCUGUUCCUGGCGCUGGGACUGAUCAGCCUGGUGGAAAACAUCCUGGUGAUCCUGGCCAUCAUCAAGAACCGCAACCUGCACUCGCCCAUGUACUACUUCAUCUGCUGCCUGGCCGUGUCCGACAUGCUGGUCAGCGUCAGCAACGUGGUGGAGACCGUCUUCAUGCUCCUCACGGACCACGGCCUCCUGGACGUGCACCCCGGCAUGCUGCGUCACCUGGACAACGUCAUCGACGUGAUGAUCUGCAGCUCGGUGGUGUCCUCGCUCUCCUUCCUGUGCACCAUCGCGGCGGACCGCUACGUCACCAUCUUUUACGCGCUGCGGUACCACAGCAUCAUGACCACGCAGCGCGCCGUGGCCAUCAUCGCCGUGGUGUGGCUGGCCAGCGUCACCUCCAGCAUCCUCUUCAUCGUCUACCACACCGACAACGCCGUCAUCGUCUGCCUCGUCACCUUCUUCUGCACCACCCUGGUGUUCAACGCCGUGCUCUACCUGCACAUGUUCCUGCUGGCGCACGUGCACUCGCGGCGCAUCACCGCCUUCAACAAAGGCAGGCGCCACUCCACGAGCAUGAAGGGAGCGGUCACCCUCACCAUCCUGCUCGGGGUCUUCAUCGUGUGUUGGGGCCCCUUCUUCCUCCACCUCAUCCUCAUCCUCGCCUGCCCCAGCAGCCCCUUCUGCAACUGUUUCUUUCGAAACUUUAACCUUUUCCUCAUCCUCAUCAUCUGCAACUCGCUCAUCGAUCCGCUCAUUUACGCGUACCGGAGCCAGGAGCUGCGUAAAACCCUGAAGGAGCUGCUGCUGUGCGCCUGGUGCUUCGGCGUGUAGUUUGGACAUUUUAGGAGAAAACUGGCGCAAAUUGUGGAUACUGCUCACAGAGGGUGAAAUAAAGCAUGAAUGGUACUUGCUGUUUUACUGCAUUUGAAAGUAACUGUAUUCUAUUAGAGGUUUUUGCUCGUUGUCUGGCAUCAAUUUCUAUUUUUAUUGUGACUUUACUGUUUGUCUCAACACUGGGAAACGUCUGAACUUUUAUAUCUUGUAAAAUGUUCUCUCAGGUUGAYCAUUAGCCAUUGGAGACCUCAGGAGUCUCUGGACUUCAUCUAAAAAAAUAAAAAUGGGGUUUACAUGUCA
Molecule: messenger RNA, 1859 nt
Organism: Austrofundulus limnaeus
Lineage: Eukaryota; Metazoa; Chordata; Actinopteri; Cyprinodontiformes; Rivulidae
Gene: mc1r
Product: melanocortin 1 receptor
Exons: 2
Coding region: 570-1556 (328 amino acids)
Biological process (GO): G protein-coupled receptor signaling pathway
Cellular component (GO): membrane
Molecular function (GO): melanocyte-stimulating hormone receptor activity
Source: RefSeq, a predicted model, not a curated record